Manihot esculenta (cassava) is the source of this 2419-nucleotide messenger RNA. RefSeq names its product primary amine oxidase. The record is from RefSeq and is a predicted model, not a curated record. Gene Ontology annotation, biological process: amine metabolic process. The coding region runs from base 118 to 2178 and encodes 686 amino acids. The transcript is spliced from 5 exons. Gene Ontology annotation, molecular function: copper ion binding; primary methylamine oxidase activity; quinone binding. Lineage: Eukaryota; Viridiplantae; Streptophyta; Magnoliopsida; Malpighiales; Euphorbiaceae.
AGCAUCUGCAGCAAGGACAACGACUCUGAAAUAAGAGACUCAACCUUUUAAAUUCUUAUGCCAACGAAUACAAAACUCACCGAGAGAAGAAACUAAACCUUCUUAAAGCUUACGUCAAUGGUCGAAACGUUCCAUGACUGUACAGUCAUGACACCCAUGUCCCCAUGCUUCAAAACUCUCCUCUUCCUUCUCCUCUUCAUCCUCUCCAUUAUCCCCGGUCACCAAAGCCAGUACUCACAUCCACUAGACCCACUAACUCCGGCAGAGAUUACACUGCUCCAGGCCAUUGUCCAUUAUUCAUACCCCACAUCAUUUCACAUUGUCAACUUUCAUUACGUAGGCCUAGAAGAACCACACAAAUCCUCUGUCCUUUCAUGGCUAAGAAACCCUUUGAAGGAAAUUCCACAUCGCCAAGCCUUUGUAAUAGCCAGAAUAGACCAUGUCACUCGUGAAAUCAUCGUUGACUUAUCACUAUAUCAGAUCAUUUCUGAUCAAGUCUAUGAUGGCUAUGGCUACCCUUUGCUUGUUUUCGAAGAGCUAAAAGCAGCCGUCAAUUUGACGCGUACAUAUGGACCCUUUUUGGAAUCAAUUAAAAAGAGAGGACUCGAGAUUGAAGAGGUGGCUUGUGGGAGUUAUGCCGCUGGAUGGUUUGGAGAGAAGGAAGCGUCCAAAAGGAUUGUGAGGGUGCUAUGUUACUAUUUAAAUGGGACAGUUAAUUUGUAUAUGAGGCCAAUUGAGGGUAUUUCCGUGACAGUUGAUCUUGAAAAGUCGAUAAUCACGCACUUUAGAGAUAGAUUGAUGGUUCCAGUCCCAAAGGCGGAGGGGACUGAUUACAGAGAAUCGAUGCAAAUGCCGCCUUUUGGGCCACCGAUGAAGCAGAUCACGGUGGUGCAACCUCAAGGUCCAAACUUUGAGAUUUACGGACACAGGGUUAGGUGGGCCAAUUGGGAUUUUCAUCUGAGUUUCGAUGCUAGAGCAGGUCCAGUUAUAUCUUUGGCAGCAAUAUUUGACGUUGAGAAGCAGCAGUAUCGCGAAGUCCUGUAUAAAGGAUUUGUAUCAGAGCUGUUCGUGCCGUAUAUGGACUUAACUGAAGAAUGGUACUAUAGGACAUUUUUUGAUGCUGGUGAAUAUGGAUUUGGUCUGUCUGCAACCCCACUUCAGCCCCUUAGAGACUGCCCACCAAAUGCCUAUUUCAUUGAUGCUUAUUUUGCUGCCCAAAAUGGGUUGCCUGUGCAGAUGCCUAAUGUCUUUUGCAUCUUUGAGAGGUAUUCUGGGGAUAUCAUGUGGCGUCACACUGAGACUAUAAUACAAGACCAAGAGGUGCGGGAGGUUAGGCCAGAUGUGAGCUUGGUGGUGAGGAUGAUCGCAACAGUGGGCAACUAUGACUACAUAAAUGAUUGGGAAUUUAAGCAGACUGGUUCUAUCAAAGUCACGGUUGGACUGACUGGUUUGCUACUAGUAAGAGGAUCAAUAUACACCCAUACAGACCAAAUAGAGGGGGAAGCGUAUGGUACACUAUUAUCAGAAAAUACUCUGGGUACUCACCAUGAUCACUACCUUACUUAUCACCUUGAUCUUGAUGUGGAUGGGUACGCAAAUUCGUUUGUCAAAUCCAGGAUGCAAAUGACACAAGCGAAUGAUGACAAGUUGCCUAGGAAGAGUUACUGGAGGGUUGUUAGUGAAACAGCUAAAACAGAAUCUGAUGCCAGGAUUAAACUUAGCUUGGAGCAAGCUGAUCUAUUAGUAGUUAAUCCCAACAAGAAGACCCAUGUUGGGAAUUCCAUUGGUUACCGUCUAAUCCCUGGAUCAAUCAUAAGUCCCCUCUUAUCAAAUGAUGAUUAUGAGCAGAUUCGUGCAGCCUUCACCAACUAUAAUGUCUGGGUUACACCGUAUAACAAGUCUGAAAAAUGGGCAGGGGGACUAUUUACAGAUCGGAGCAGAGGGGAUGAUACCCUAGCUAGAUGGAGCCACAGGAACAGGACGAUAGAAAAUGAGGACAUUGUGCUGUGGUACACAGUGGGCAUUCAUCACAUUCCGAGUCAAGAAGAUUUUCCGGUGAUGCCAACAUUAAGCUGUGGAUUUGAACUCCGGCCAACUAAUUUUUUUGAGAGAAAUCCCGCGCUUAAAGUCAAACCGGCUUCACCAACUCAGUGGCUGAAUUGUUCUGCAUAUGGAUGAUUGCUUUAGAUAGUGGAUUAAUGGAUUUUGCUAAUAAUGCACUCAAGAUUAAUGGCUUUCCUCCCUUUCUUUAUUGCUCUGUACUCUGUAGGACUGCAUGUGUUGAUCGUUUGGACUUAAUGAAAUCUUGGAAAAUGCUUCCACAAAUGAAAUUUUUGUUUGAAACUCGAAGUUAUUUAUAAGCUUCAUUUUAAAUUUGAUGAAUCAGACGCUUGAUUCCACUUCAGCAUAUUGUGUUAGU